Molecule: messenger RNA, 1980 nt
Organism: Nerophis ophidion (straightnose pipefish)
Lineage: Eukaryota; Metazoa; Chordata; Actinopteri; Syngnathiformes; Syngnathidae
Gene: med1l
Product: mediator of RNA polymerase II transcription subunit 1-like
Exons: 18
Coding region: 272-1918 (548 amino acids)
Biological process (GO): cellular response to thyroid hormone stimulus; regulation of transcription by RNA polymerase II
Cellular component (GO): mediator complex
Molecular function (GO): nuclear retinoic acid receptor binding; nuclear vitamin D receptor binding; nuclear thyroid hormone receptor binding
Source: RefSeq, a predicted model, not a curated record
AAAUUCUUCACGUCGGUGCCGCGUUGAAGGGAAGUUUGGAUACACGACUAGAGGGAAGUUUUAGCUCAUGGCUAAGUUGCCUCUCGCUAGCUCAAGCUGUGUUAGCACUUAGCAGUGAUGUGACAGACAGACAGAGGGCUGGGCUGGGUUUGGUCUCGGCUGCGUUCGGCUCCGCUCGGCUUUUCUCGGCUGUACUCGUGAAAGCCUCCACCUUGACCCCCCUGGGGGUUAAACUGUUUGUACCAACGAGGAAGAUUUUCAAAGGGCAGUGAUGAGCUCCAUCCUAUCAGAACUGCAUUUAAAAUAUGCAUCAAAGACUUGGAAUGAGACUUUUCAGCUGGUUAGAAGAUGCAUGGACACCGCCAGAGAUGACUCCAAACCCUGCGAGCCACUUGUUCGGGCUCUCAAAAGGCUGCAGGAAGUGCUUAACGUGUCUUCCAUGAGCGUCAUGCGCUCUCGUUUGGAGAUGAUUGGCAAACAACACGGGAUGGGCUUCCACUUUACGGAGGCCACCUGCUACCUGACGGCCGACCUGUUCUACCUGGAGGUGGCGCUGCUGCCGUGCGGCGGGGUGGAGGAGGUGAAGGUGGCGCUGCAUGGGAGAGCCCCGGUCAGGAGCGAGGCCUUCUUUCAGCUGCUGAGGUCAAAACAUUUUGAAGGGUUCUCUGCUAAACUGAAGGACCUCUUCACGCAGUACAACAACCCUGGAGACAACGUUGUCAAAUUCAAACUGUUUGCUGCUCUGCAACACCUCACCAAAGACUUGCAAGAAAUGUGCCACUUGCCAAGGGUUGCAAAUGAGAGCUGCUACCAGGUGGAUGUGGUGAACAACAGCAUACUGGGCUGUUUCAUACCUGGAAAAGAAGAUUGCCCUUCGACCCUGCAGUUUUAUUCUGCCACAGCAGGUGAUGUGACUACAAACCUGAAAACGGACCCUCAGGUCGCCCAGAUAGCUGUGUGCCCGAGUCAUGUGACCCACAGGCUUCAGAUGGCUUCAGUCCUGCCCCUGCCGCUACAACUGGACAACCAAGGCUACCCGGUCUUCACCCCCUGGACGGAUGUCCCUCAUGAAACAUUCCCUGCCUGCUUUGUGCUCAAACUGCAGCCAGUCAUACCCAUCAUGGUGCCUUUUGUUGACAAGAUAAGCCGAAUUACAGAAGUUGCUAUACCAAAUUCUGACCUGCAGUGGGCGCCAUUUCCCCACCUUUUGACAGGAAGUGAUGGGCAGGACAGUGUUUUCACUCUGAAGCGUCUUCCAGGUGAUGCCAUCCACACGUAUGUUUUCCCUGGAGAGGCGUGGGACUCUCCUGCCCACAGAGGGGUCAUGAUGGACAGCGUUCCCUUCACCCAUCCUGUCCACGUCCCCAAUCUGGUGGAGGUGCUGCGGCAUCAGUGUGUUAUUAACACUUUACUGAGCAGCUGCACAUCACCAGGUCCAGUUUCAGCCUGUGAUCAACAUUUCGAGGUCCGCCUUGAGACAGACACCAGCUUCUCUGUGACCUUUCACCGACCCCACCUGGAUUCUCUUGCAGUGUUGCUGGUGGACAUCCCCAAUUCUCACCAGCUUGCAUGCAGACUAUUUGGAGCAGGAAUGGACGCUUCCUUGGAUGGACAUGUCUCUGACAUCAUGAAAAGGUGCAUGUCCGUCCCUCUGACUCUGCAAGCCUUGUACAUAAAAAUGGAAGAUGCACCUCCUCCUGUCUCCAUCCCUGCAGUGGCUGAGAGUGACCCUUCUACUUCCUCGUGCGUACUUAUGGAAGACUUGAGUGCACCGAAGCAGGAGGAGAACUUGGCGGCCUCAGAGCACCUCAGCGUUAGUCCCUCCGCCACCGCCGCUGCCAACCUUUGCCCCGUCGCUCCCGAGGGCGUCGUUGAACCCUGCUUGACUAACAACGGCCAGCAGUCUGAGCUGGUGUAGUUGAGUACAAAGCCUCCACUUUAAUAUGAAUAAUCCUAAUAAAUAUUGCCUCCUAAUUUGGU